UGAUACGGCAGACAGAGAGGAGUAAUUUGGUCCAGCUGUGUUUGUAGCUUGUUUCAUUGAUAAACAGUGUGUUACACGAAAAGCAUUAUGGUGGAGAAGUUAUUGGAUUCAAAUUCGAAAUAAAACCGCGGAUUCUAAACAUGAAGUGUGUCGCUAGGAGAUGAGCCAUGCAGCUGAAGUUGAAUACUGCAGUCCUGUUGCCAGGGACAAUAUGGACAAAAUGGCUGAUAUGGCUCACCACAUUCUCCAUAGCAACAUUUGCUGCGGCAACAACAGAGACCUUCAGAUUGACCAGUCUUCACUUCACACAGGAUCAGUACAAUGUGACUGUUCCAGAAAAUUCUCUAGGGAAAACAUUUGUGACUCCAGCUUCAAAGAUGGGGAUUUAUGUACCAGAAAAUAUUCCGGUUAAAAUAACAUACCAGAUUCUAGAUUCAGAAGAUGAUUUAUUUAAAGUUGAGGAUCACUUGGUUGGAAAUUUCAAUUUUCUGUUAAUCCGAACACAUUCCGGUAGUUAUGGGAGACUUAAUCGAGAAUUUAGGUCCGAAUAUCAUCUUCGGAUUAAAGCUAUUGCACAAAGCAAAGGCGCAUCAUUUGAAAUGACAACUUAUGUUGUUGUUUACAUAUCGGACGUGAAUGAUCUUCAGCCGCUGUUUGACUACGACUUUUACAAUGUCAGCGUGCGCGAAGAUACACAGUUACACACAAGCAUUGCGCGAGUAUCUGCAUAUGAUGGAGAUGAGGGCAUCAAUGCACAAAUAUAUUAUAGUUUUGUCCAAAGGACCAAUGUUUUUGCCAUUCAUCCAACUAGUGGCGUAAUUUCUUUAACGAGACCACUGAACUAUUACCUUCAAAAGGUGUAUUCGAUUGACAUGUUAGCACAAGAUCGUGGCCCAGUUCCGCCACAGACUUAUAGAAAAAGACCAGCUAAAUUACAAGUGAAUGUGUUAGAAGUGAAUUAUUACCCACCAAACAUAUCUAUAAGAAAAUUGCCAAAUUUAUUUGAACCCGGACAAGAAGAAAUAGUUCUAGCUAUUGUAAAAGUUAAAGACAGAGAUAGAGGGGAAAAUGGAAAAAUUGGGUCAGUUGAAAUUGUGAAGGGGAGUCUGGAUGGAGCUGUUACUUUACAUAAGGGGGUGCAAGAUGGAGAGUACAGGGUGAUACUUAAACCAUCUCGGAAAACUUCUGUGCCUACCCCAGGUUUUAAUGUGACCUUGAAAGCAGAGGACAAAGGUCAACCUCAAUUAUCAGCCAAUGAAACAUUUUAUGUAAGUGUAUUUGAUACUAGAGUGGUUCCAAAGUUUUCUAAGUCAGUUUAUAAUGUUUCAGUGGAAGAAAUAGCCCCUGUUAAUACCCCUGUAACAUUUGUUAUGUCUGAACUUUCUCCAAGUAACUUUGAUGUGAGAUAUGAAAUAGUGGACGGUAAUCAGGAUAAUUUGUUCAAAAUAAACCCUAUAUCAGGCCUAGUUUCUACCUCAACUCUUAUCAAUGCCGAAAAAGUCAAAAACGUUCAGCUCAAAGUGAUUGCGUAUGAUGCGGUGAAUAUGCAUCAUUCAAACAGUGAUUCGUGCAUUGUCAAUAUCACUGUGAUAGAUAACAACGACAAUGCUCCCCAGUUCGACAUCACAGACAAUGUAUCUGAGAUAUAUAUCCAGGAAAACCUGCCAGUCAGUUCAAGCAUUUUCAAAAUUAGUGCCACUGAUAGAGACCAAAAUGACAAUGGUAAAAUUAGCUUUUCAGUAACAAACAGCCGUCAUGUGCCAUUUGAAAUAGAGCCAUUUACUGGUAUCAUAAGAACAACUGAAGUACUGGAUUACGAAACUAUGAGGCUUACAUAUAAAUUGAAUAUUAGGGUUUCGGACUGGGGUACCCCAUACCCUAGAGAAGAUGAAAUGACUUUUACGAUUAAUCUACAAGACAUCAACGAUAAUACGCCACAGUUUGAGAAAAAGGAUUGUUCGGGAUAUGUUUCACGCGAUGCUCCAGUCAACACUGAAGUAGUAAUAGUUGCAGCAAUAGAUUUCGAUGUAAAUGAUAUAAUUCAGUAUCGAAUAAUCGGCGGAAAUGGUGAUAAUUGUUUUGGUUUGCAUCGCGAGUCAGCUAGAGUCUUUCUGAACUGUUCGCUCAGGGAUAUGCCAGAUGAAAAGCGAUAUUUGCGUAUCGUUGCUCAUGAUGGAAUCCAUGAAUCUGCACCUGUUGAUGUUGAAAUAACAUUGGUUAAUUCAAAACAAAAUUCGCAGCUUUCAAACAGCCUUGCCAACAUCCAGUGUCAAAAAACAGAUAUAUUUCAAAAGUUGCAAGAUCUUGUGAUAAUGUCAAGGCAAGCUAACACUCAAACAAAUUAUGGAAUUCCGGAAACACCUGUGGUGGCACCAGUCAACAAUCCACCUGAAUUCAACGACACCGUUCCCACUAGUCUUGAAGUGUCAGAAGGAUUAGCCAUAGGGACAGUACUUGCUAAAAUUGAAGCUGUAGAUUUCGAUCAAGGAUAUAAUGGAAGACUCGUGUAUGUCGUAAGAUAUGGAGAUAUUGGCGGUCAUUUUAAAGUUGACAUGUACACUGGUAAGCUAAUGGUAAUGUCUAAACUGGACAGGGAAAUAAGAGAUGAAUAUGACUUAUUAAUUGAAGUUUCAGAUCUAGGUAAACCUUCCUUGUCAACGAAUACUUCCAUCGUUGUAAAAAUUCUAGAUGAAAAUGAUAAUGCUCCCAAGUUUGAGCAGGAUGUAUAUUCUGUCGUAAUUUCAGAAAAUAUCAAUAGAAAUGCUACUGUCACACAAGUUUCAGCUUCUGAUAACGAUCUCGGUAAAAAUGCAGAAAUUACUUACACAAUUGUUUCCGAUACCGACCAUUUCUUGAUAAAUCCAAACAAUGGCAUGAUUGUCGUUAACAAACCGCUUGAUCGCGAAAGGCAUCCGGUUUAUACUGUUCUGGUUCGAGCUUCUGAUAAAGGUGAACAUCAGAUUAGUUUAAGUUCAACGGCAACAGUUCUGGUUGAACUAACUGAUAUAAAUGAUGUAGUCCCUGAAUUUACGCCUGAUUUAUACAGUGUUCGAAUCCGUGAAGAUUUGCCGCUUGGAGCUGUUGUUACCGUAGUCACAGCUGCUGAUACUGACGAAGGCAAAAAUGGGGAAGUUCAGUACCAGCUUGUUUAUGGAGAAGAUUACUUCGAAAUUGAUUCCGAUACGGGAGUGAUCAGGAUAAUCAAAAGCUUGGAUUACGAAACUCGGCAAGUUCACAAUAUAAGUGUUCGCGCACAAGAUGGCGGAGUUCCAUCACUAAUAUCAGUGUGUUUCAUAAAUAUUGAAGUUGUGGAUGUGAAUGAAAAUCUGUUAGCACCAGUGUUUGAAAAUUUCUUUGCAUAUGGAUACGUCAGUGAGAAUGAGCCUGUCGGUACCACAGUUAUGUUUGUAAAAGCUUAUGACCCUGAUGGUGAUGGCGUAACGUACUCGAUACGAGAUGGCUCUGGCCUUGGAAGGUUCACAAUCGAUUCAAAUGGUACAAUAAGUACAACUCAAGUAUUAGACCGGGAAACAGCAACCCAUUACUGGCUCACAGUCUAUGCCCAGGACCACGGACUGGUUCCCCUUCACACAAGACAUGAAGUUUACAUAGAGGUCAAGGACACAAAUGAUCAUAUUCCUAUAACCUUUGACCCUGUGUAUUAUGGGGUAGUACCUGAAAAUGUUGAUGAAAAGGGAUUGUUUGUGACCCAGGUUCAAGCCUUUGAUCUUGACAAGAAUCUCAACCAGACGCUGACCUAUGACAUUACAAGAUAUGAUCCUCUCAACUUCUUCAAAAUCGAUCGCCACACUGGUGUGAUAACAACUACAGGUAAACCUCUAGACAGAGAACAGCAGUCAAAACAUCAACUUGAGGUGACAGUGUCAGACAACGGUGAACCACCCCUGACUUACCAGACUCGUGUAUUUGUCAAGGUGGAAGAUGAUAAUGACAACCGACCGCAGUUCAGUAAGCGACUAUAUCGAAUCCAAACCCCAGCCACGGAAUUCAUGGGCCUUGAUAUUCCAGUGUUCCAAGUUCUGGCAUGGGACGAUGAUGAAGGAGAAAAUGGCGAGCUGACGUUCGACAUUCGUAACUCAAAAGAUGACUCAACAAUUUUCAUUGUUCAUCAGAAGACUGGAAUGAUCUUUGCCACAAACAGUCUUGUAUAUGGAGAUAUCCAUCAUUUUGUGGUUCGAGCUUCAGACAACGGAAAACCUAAGCCAAGGAAAACAACGGUGAAGGUCAGAAUUGAGGUUGUAGAGAGAAUGAAAAAAUCUCCGAAUCCACCCAAGUUUACCUCUCCUUCCUUGAUGAAGUGUGUCAUGGAGGAUGACAAAGUAGGACACAUGGUAGAAUUACUACAGGCACAUGACAGGGACAGGGAUGAUCUCUUCUAUUCUAUCAUAGAUGGGGACCCACAGAACCAGUUCUAUAUUGGCUUAGACACAGGUGCUCUAGUGGUGGCCCGGCGGCUCGACUGGGAGGAGAAGAGUGUCUAUAAUCUCACUGUACAGGUCACUGAUGGAGUACGCUUUGAUAACUGCUCGGUCCAUAUAGAAGUUAUUGACAUCAACGACAAUGUGCCGUUAUUUGAAAGUACACAUUACGAGGGGAGUUUUCCGGAGAGCUCACCAGUUGGUAUGACAUUGCUGAAGGUCACGGCAACCGAUGCUGACAACAACAUGCUCAGAUACAAAUUGCCAGACUGUUGUAACUCUGCCUCUACCCGAGAUCUGUUUGCUGUAAAUGCCGAAACUGGUGAAAUUUUUGUCAAGAGUUCGCUUGACCAUGAGGUUGCCAUGCAACACAAUUUGACAGUCAUGGUGAGUGACCAGGGUAUGAGUCCAAACCGUAACUUUACUAGAGUUGCAAUCAAGAUCUUGGAUCACAAUGACCACCAGCCGGUGUUCCUGUCGAACAAGUUCCGUGGAAGAGUGUUUGAGACUGCGGCUGUUGGAACGUCCGUUGUUCAAGUAAUGGCCGUAGAUGAAGACAAGGGACAUAAUGCGGAGUUGACAUACUCAAUAGUAUCAGGAAAUGUUGGCAGUGUCUUCUCUAUUGACAGCAUGCUCGGGACAGUUACUGUUGCUAAGGAACUAGAUAGAAACAACAAGCCUCAUUAUGAGUUAGUUGUCAUGGCAACUGAUAGGGGAGACAACCCAAUGUCUAAUACAGCAACUGUCAUCAUUGAUGUUACUAUUUCCGACAACGCUCCCCCAAAAUUUGACAACCUUGAAUACAUGGCUGAGCUGCACGAAAACCAACCAUGGUUUACGAAUGUUUACACUAUCACUGCCAACUGCCGAUCAAGUGUCAUCUAUACUAUUGUUGCCGGGAAUGAGAAAGGCAUAUUUGCAAUAAAUCCGAACUCCGGUGUUGUUUAUACAAAGAAGUCUGUGGAUUAUGAAACUGAUGAGACCUUCAACCUUACGAUCAAAGCUACAAGUAUUAUACACUCAUCAGCCGAGACAAAUUUGCAUAUUCACAUUAUCGAUGAAAAUGACAAUGCCCCAGAGUUUAUUCAGGAAGAGUACAUUGGAAAUGUAACUGAAUCUGCCAAAGCUGGUACUAUUGUUCUAAAUGCCACUGGUGAACCACUAGUCAUUCUCGCCACUGAUAAGGACUCUGGUCUGAAUGCUGUACUGAUUUAUGAAAUAAGAGAUGACUAUGCCAAGAGCUACAUUACCAUCGAUCCCAAUACUGGUGCAAUAAGAACUGUAUCAGAAUUCGACCAUGAAGAGAUGAACAAAAUUGAGUUUUCCGUAGAAGUCUGGGAUAUGGGAAAGCCGCAGCAGAGGACAAAGUUUCCCGCCAAAGUCAUUUUAUACAUUAAUGAUGUUAACGAUACCCCACCAAAGUUCUCGGAAGAUAGUUAUAGCGCUGAAGUGUUGCUGCCGACGUACAAAGAUGUCAUUGUCAUUACUGCUGAUGCUUAUGAUGAAGAUACUGGAGUCAACUCAAAACUGAAAUAUUCUAUAAUUGAAGGAAACGAUGAUCAUAGAUUCAGGAUAGACAAAGACACUGGGUCUAUUUACAUUGUCAAUGAAUCUAACAUGGCUGACAAAUACAAGCUCAAAGUUCAAGUUGAAGACGGCAUUUUCAAAACGGCAACUGACGUAUUUGUAUCGGUAUCGCAACCAACAAGCAGUCCUUUCACAUUUACUCAUGAAGUGUAUGAAGCAAGAGUUAUGGAGAACCAUGCAAUACUGGACACUCUCACAGUAGUUCAGGUGGAAAACCGAGGCUUGAAUCAGCAGUUCUCAUACAGUUUACUCAAUGGCCGCAACAAAUUUGAAAUCGGCUUUACUUCAGGUGUUGUCACAACCACAGGUGUUGCAUUUGACAGAGAAGAAGUCAACAUCUACAAUCUAGUUGUAGAGGUUCGAGGAGAAACUGCACAAGGACUGCAGAGGGCACAUGCAUUGGUCAAGGUCACAGUGGAGGAUGAAAAUGACAAUGACCCAGUGUUUGUCCACCAGCCGUAUCAUGCUGUCCUGGUACAUGACUCGGUUCUUGGACAUGUUGUUAAACAGGUGACAGCAAUUGACAGAGAUGCUGGCCAGUUUGGUCGUGUGACUUACAGUGUGAAAGGUCGUGGUGACCUUGAUGACAGGUUCGCAGUUGACCCAAAAACAGGAAAGAUAAGCGUGUUCAGAACUUUGACCACUGCAGACAUUGGCAAGGAAAUUGUACUGUCUGUAGCUGCAGCAGACGGAGGCUCACCAUCCCACAGUUCUGAGACAACAGUAAAAAUAACAGUUAUUAGCAAGAAUUACCCAGUGUUUGACCAGCAAGUAUACCGUGCUACCAUACCCGAACAUUAUCCAGUCGGCUCCUCAGUUGCUAGCAUGACCGCUAAUAGUCCGACGGAAGAUAAAUUGAUCUACACGAUUAUAGAUGGUGAUCGUUAUGGGGACUUUGACGUCGAUUUUAAUAUCGCCAUGGAUGUACAUGGUCCAUGUUUGGUUACUGUGAGGGGAUUUAUAGAAUAUAACUCCAUACAGACUUACAAUCUCACGGUACAAGCAGUAGAGGUCAAAUCUGGUCUAUCAACAACCGCUGUUGUCAUAGUAACAGUACAGGAUAUAAACAACUUUCCUCCUGUCUUUGCGAAGGAAUUGUAUGAAGUAACAGUUUCUGAAGCGGCCUCAAUUGGUGCAUCUGUUCUUGAGGUAACAGCUGCUGACCCAGAAUCUGGACUGAAUGGACUGGUUCAUUAUUCACUUAUCACUGACAAAAAGGGAAGUAGAGAAGUUGACUGGUUUACAGUAGACUCUGAGACUGGUCUCAUAACAACUAAGAAAUUUCUUGAUCGAGAGAGACGGUCUGAGUACAGUUUUUUGGUUGAAGCAACAGACGGUGGUCAGCUGCCGUUAAGCAGUACAGCACUUGUAAAGGUGAAAAUUUCCGACCUAAAUGAUAACGCUCCAGUUUUUGACCAAGCGUCAUAUCACUGCAUAAUUACCGAUCAAGGUGAUAGGGGUCAACUGGUUACCAAGGUUUCUGCUACUGACCCAGAUACAAGCAGUGCCGGAUUACUGAGGUAUGCCAUAAUUGGCGGGAAUGAUCAGCACACAUUCCAGAUGGACGAGGACAAAGGCAUCAUUAUUCUGUCAAAACAACGGAAGCCAGAGUUUUAUCGUGUCUAUGAACUCAACAUAUCUGUCACAGAUGGCGUCUUUACCAACUUUGCCCGUGUUAGUAUCAAAGUGCAGAACAGUAAUAUUCAUUCUCCAAGAUUUAAGCAGAGUAUUUACGUGGCCGAGUUUCCAGAAAAUUAUGGUGAAGGGACGUUAGUGACGCAGGUAACAGCUGUAGAUGAUGAUGCAGGAAAUUAUGGAAUGAUUUCAUAUUCCAUACCAAGCGAAGAGAUGCAGCAGUUCUUCAGAGUUGACGCGGAUUCUGGAGAGGUAUUUUCUGUGCAAGUGUUGGAUCGAGAGCACCAGUCAGUGUUCAAUGUUCCCAUAGCAGCAACAGAUAAUGGCGGACGUAUGGCCUUCACAAAGUUACACAUCUCUAUAACCGACCAAAACGACAAUGUCCCACAAUUCCUAGCACAGGAAUACAAGUCAUCAUUACUAGAUACAACACCGAUCAACUCUACAGUUAUGAAGAUUCAAGCUGAGGAUGCAGACAGUGGUAAGAAUGGCAAGAUCACGUACAGCUUUGCUGCAGGGACAGUAAGUCGGAUAACCCAGAUGCUACAUAUUGACCCUGAAACUGGAGUUAUCACAACUUUGGAGUUACUCAAAGACUGUGUGAAUGAGAUGUUCCAGUUCUUUGUUGAAGCCAGUGACCAGGGUAGUACUCCAAUGAAAAAUAGUGUACCAGUCAAUAUGUGGGUCACGGACAAUUUCAAUGUUCAGCCGGUCUUUACACAGUCUGCUUAUUCCUUCUUCCUGCUUGAAAAUGAGGCUGUUUCCACGGUGAUAGCAACAGUCAAGGCUGUCAGCUCUCUAACAUUGGAGUACCUGAUAGUCCCAGGAUUUACGAAGAGCAGUAAUGCCCCUGCAAGGUUCGGUAUUGAUAGCCAAGGACGUAUCCAUGUGGCUGGGGGCUUAGACAUGGAAACUACAAGCGCUUUCACCUUAACAGUUCAAGCACAAACUCUUAGCAACAGACCGCUUGUCAGGCAGACGACAGUUAAUAUCAGGCUUAUGGACAUCAAUGACAACUAUCCGUACUUUGAAUCAAAUCCCUAUGUAGUUACUGUUCCUGAAAAUACAGAAUCUGGUAUCAACAUAGUUCAGGUUGUUGCGCAUGAUUUGGACAAAUCUUCAAAGUUUAGAUACAGUUUCGGUGAUGAUAUGCGUAAAUAUGCUCACCAAUUCAGUAUUGACUCAGUGACAGGAGUGAUAACUUUGUUGUCUCCCUUGGAUAGAGAACAACAAGAUUUGUACAACCUGACAGUUUGGGUCAAGGACAGUGAGAACUUAGCAGAUGCUCUUCAGAAUUUCACCAUCGUACAGGUCAAGGUCAUGGAUCAUAAUGAUAAUCCGCCAUUAUUUACACGUUCCUAUUACCAGGCUGCUGUGAAUGAAGACGCCUAUCAGGGAACUAUUUUAAUGACUUUAACAACUAUUGACAAAGAUAUUGGCCCAAACACUGAAACCCAGUUCUAUAUUAUUGAUGGGGACCCCGAAGGUAAAUUCAAGGUCCGCAAAAAUGGAGACAUUUUUGUAAAUCGUCCAUUAGACAGAGAGAUGGUACCAAGAUACCACCUUGUAGUUGCAGCGACUGAUGGUGGCUUUGUUUCCACGGCAACGGUGACUGUCGAUAUUCUAGAUGCCAAUGAUAAUAGUCCAGUUUGCGAAAAGCUGCAGUACUCGGAAAUUGUCAGUGAAGACGUGCAACCAUCUUGGGUAAUUUUGAGGUUAAAGGCUACAGAUGCUGACGAGUAUGGCUUUCUGCAUUACGAACUCAAAGGAGACCAUUCUGAACAUUUCUCCCUAGAACCAAACUCUGGUGCUUUGACAGCUGCUGUUGAUCUGGACAGGGAAACCAUUGAUACAUACCAUCUUAUAGCUAAAGCUGUUGACAGUGGCCGCAAGUCGUGUACGAUGGAUGUGACCAUUAAGCUGAGUGAUGUCAAUGAUAACAGCCCGGUGUUUGCCCCUGUACAGGGUCCAAUCCCCAUCAGUGAGGGAGCUGCACUUAAUACACUAGUGUACAGAGUGUUUGCAACAGAUGCUGAUUUUGGUAUAAAUCGACAAGUGAUGUACUCACUGAAGACAAACCCAGGCGGUAUGUUCAUGAUCAAUGAGAAGAGCGGAUUACUCCAGCUGGCUAAAGAGCUUGACAGGGAGACAACUCCUACACACAGGGUUACUGUGGUAGCUAAGGACAGAGGUAAACCACAAAUGUCAAGCGAGAUUGACCUUGAAAUAAACGUCCUUGACAUUAAUGACAAUCCACCAGAAUUUGAGCAGACGACAUAUUGGGCAUCGAUUCCAGAAAACGCUGUGAUUGGACAAUCAGUAACCAGUAUCCUAGCAACCAGCAAGGACACUGGGAUAAAUGCCAAGAUUUCUUAUUAUAUCCAGGCUGGCAAUGAUAAAGACAAGUUCACUGUUGAUCCAGAUACAGGUGUUAUCAGAACUGCAGGUGUGUUGAAUCACGAGACGGUACCAGGCUAUGUGCUGACAGUUCGCGCCCAGGACCAUGGAGAGGUGCCGCUUAGUAACACUGCCUAUGUUCAGAUCAAUGUCACAGACGUUAAUGACAAUCCACCAGUAUUUUUGCAGAAAUUGUACACUGCUAAAAUCAGAGAAGAUGCAAAGAUCGGGUCAAAGGUUAUACAGGUUAUAUCGUCGGACUUGGACAGUGAUCCACGUAACAAGGCAUCUAACUACAGUAUAAUAUCGGGCGAUCAGUUCCGAAUGUUUGAUAUACAUCCCUCAGAUGGUACCAUUGUAGUCCGAAAUCAUCUAGAUCGGGAAACAAUUGCCUCUUACGCACUGCAUGUGAAAGCUGUGAACUAUCACCUGACGGCAGAAACUGUUGUGAACAUCGAGGUCCUUGAUGCUAAUGACUCGCCACCAAUGUUUACUGAGGAGAAUUACACAGUAUUUGUACAGAUGAAUUCGCUCCUGUCAGAGGACAAAGGAGUAACGUCGUGCAUUUUGAAGUUUGAGGUCACAGAUGAUGACCUUGACCCUAAUGGUGCACCUUUUACGUUUGACAUCACUGAGGGUGACGGAGAAGGGAAGUUUCAAGUCCAUGAUGAAGGACAACUUUGUAUCGCUAGAAAUCUGAAUCGACAAGUGACUGCUGAUUACGAACUGAUCGUAAGAGUCUAUGAUAAUGGCACGCCGGCAAUGUAUUCUGACGUAAAAGUUGAAGUCAGCGUUAUUGAGGAAAGUACAUUUUCACCUGAGGUUUCGAACAUGGCAGUAUCCAUUAAUUCAUACCUAGAUGAAUUCCCAGGUGGCGUUAUUGGCGUUGUGAAAGCUGUCGAUGGUGAUAAAUUUGAUACUCUGGAGUACGAGGUAGUUUCAGAUAAUCGUCACUUAUUCGAUAUCGACAAAUUGGAUGGAAGAGUUCUUGCUUUCGCUGGUCUAGAUUCGGGAAAUUAUAUGAUCAACGUCAGUGUAACAGAUGGGAAAUAUACAUCUUAUGGAACAGUAAAUGUCGAGGUUACAUCGAUUACAGCUGAAAUGAUCGCAAAUGCCGUCACAAUACAGCUUAGUAAUGUGGAUGCAGAGGAGUUCGUGAAAAAUUACAAGCGAGACUUUCAGAGGGUACUAAAAAGGGAAUUAGGUGUAAGGACGAGGGAUAUUGAAAUCAUCAACAUACAAAAGUCCCAGAACUCAUUUGAAGUGGCCAGUAGGUCACGCAGGGAGACCAACUCGAACCUUGAUAUCCUUUUUGCGGUCAGCAGAAGCGGUGAAUAUAUUCCGAGGGAGAGACUGAAGAGAAAAGUUACACGCUCAGUUUCUGAACUAGAGGAGGCCAUGUCGGUCAAAAUUAUGAAAAUUUUCUCCGAUGUUUGUGAAAAGGACAUGUGUGAAGGUGGGGAGUGUGUGGGAUUUGUAGAGUUUGAUAAGGACAGUCUGGUUCCAGUCAUGAUGGAUGGAGGAAGCUUUGUUGCAGCAAAACAUAGAUACACGUACGAGUGCGAGUGUCCAAACGGCAAUAUUGGAGACAAUUGUCUGCCAAACCCUACCAGCUGUGACCAGAACCCAUGUCCUACGUACAAAGUGUGCACUUCUCAUCCUGUACAUGGGUAUCAGUGUUUAUGUCCCCAAGGAAGGACGGGCAGACACUGUGAGAAGGAUCUGGACAAUAAAUGUGACAAUACAAACUGCCCACGAGUAGGAGAUUCUCCGAUCACAUUCUCUGGGAACAGUUAUGCCAAGUGGAAGCUAGUGGACCCGAUUGAUCGCCGGCUCAGUCUGUCAUUGAGGAUAAAGACUAUCAAGGAAACUGCCAGUAUAAUGUUUGCGAAGGGAAGAGUAGACUACAGUAUUCUUGAGCUUGUGAAUGGAAUGGUCCAGUAUCGUUUUGACUGUGGGAGCGGGGAAGGCCUGGUACUUCUACCCAAUCAUGUCAGCGACGGCAAGUGGCACACUAUCAUGGUGGAACGCCAUGGAAAAGAGGCGGCCAUUUUCCUCGAUGGACAGUUUUCCUCCUUGACGAGUGCUCCAGGAACCAAUGAUGUACUAAACCUCGAUACAAGCGAUGUUUACUUUGGUGCAGAAGUUGAAAUGUAUGCAAAUGGCUAUAUUGAUAUUCGUAAGGGGUUCCGCGGCUGUAUUGAAGAUAUCAGGAUCUAUAAUGUCAGAUUACCGGUCUCCGGCAGUAACGCUGUGGCCCUGUCCCAAGACUUUGAGAAAGUUGAGUUCUCUUGCAGGGAUGCAGACUUUGCCAUCAAUGGAAAUAAUAUCUGUAGUACAUUCCCAUGUAUGAAUGGUGGACAGUGUGAGACAACGGGAAAGAACUCGUACAUCUGUAGGUGUAGUAGUGAUCGUUACCGUGGUGCCAAAUGUGAAAUAGACACUCAGCCAUGUCUUAGACAACCUUGCCUUAACAAUGGUGUGUGUGAAAAUGUUAUUGGUGUACCAAAUGAGUUUAUAUGCAAGUGUGUGGGUGACUAUAGAGGACGUAGGUGUGAGUAUGGGAAAUUCUGUCUACCAAACCCUUGCAAGCAUGGGGGCACGUGCAUCGAGGGACCAUCUUCAUUCAGUUGUAUGUGCCAGGUUGGAUUUACUGGGCCUCGAUGCGACUCUAUAGUGGACAUUUGUUUGUCAAACCCAUGUCAGAACCAAGGUGAAUGUAUACAAGAGGGAAACAGUUACUCGUGUAAUUGCUCAAAGUCAUAUAGCGGACCACAGUGUGAGGACAUCAUCCUCCCUACCAUCUCAUCAAGCUCGGCGGGAAUUAAUUCCGAUGAAAUUUACGCAAUCGCGGGAGUUGCUGGAGGUUUGAUUCUGGUUGUGAUCAUUUUCGUGCUGAUUCGUGUUUGGCGUCAGAAAAAGAGGCAGCGUCGCCAAGCCAACAUCACUCCUGGUAUCGCAGGUGACGGUACUGAAGUCUACCUUAACCUUCUUAAAGACGAUAAAAACAAGUACAAAGCUGAAAAUAUGCUGAAGAUGGAUAAAAUCAAUAAUAGAAAUAAAGCUCCACCGUCACCUCAGCCUCCACCAGUUCCCGAUCGCCCUGCGUCAUACACACCAAGUGCCAGAGACUCUAUAAAUACGUUAAACAAUUUCGACCAGUUAAGAAGUUGCACCUAUGGAAGUGCAGCAGACGACCUUGAACAUGUUCCAAACAUUCCACCAUACAAUUUAGAUUUUCUACAAACAUUUGCACCUCCCAGAAGUGUCGCUAGUAUACAGCCAACCAUACCUCCUCCACCACAGAGUGAUACAGAUUCCAUUCAAAAGGAACCCUGGGAAUUUGCGUGUCAAAAUAUUUUACAGAAUUAUAUGUCAGAAAAAAAUUCAGAUAAAAUUUCAAAGAUGAUGCCAAUAGGUACAGUACAGCCGAUGUCACAUCUCCAAGGUCAAGGUCAGGAUAACACGUCCCUCAGCAGUUUACCAGUCUCGGAAUCUGAGGACGACCAACAAGCCAAUAGGAAGAAAGGAAAGAAAGGUUACCACUGGGAUACAUCUGACUGGGCACCAGAAAAGUCUUUGCCAAAUAUAAGUGAGGUACCAGCUGGCGAAUGUCCAGAUUCACCUGGUUCUGAGAGUCCACACAGUAAUGAAUCUAACACACAUAUUGACAAUGUCGGACACGGCCGUUAUGUUACAGAUGGAGAAUAUGUUGACUCUGAAUACGUCGGCGAUUCUGAAUAUGGCGAACAUGACAUGGAGGAGCCUCCAGAUUUACCAAAUUAUGAGGAACUUCUUGCAGAGCAAAGUAGACUUCUCGAUGAUUAUGAAAUGCCAAAUAGGAACAUGCAUGUUCAUCCAGACUAUUAUCUCCCCUUGAAUUCGAGUUUUACAAGUGCUGACGGUCAAAAUGACGAUUCUUGGCCGGAACCUCCUCCUGCUUACGUUGUUAAUGGAGUUGAAGUAAAUAUAAGUGAUUCGAGUCACACGACAACAAGUUCUGAUGACGAUAAUGACUCAGUGUUGCAUUAUGGGUUCCCGCCAUCACAUUUUAACAACAUAAACAGGUUGUCAAUGGUUACGACUGACAGUGAUAUAAACGUAGACAAUAGGUUAUCAGCUGCGUACACAACAGACAGUGAAGUUAACGAUGGGGAAUAUAACCGAGGUUCUGUGAUUGACGAUAUGUCGGAUAUAUCUGGUCUUUGUGAAAUUGAGGACAGUGAGGUCAACAACAGUGACAGCGAGGAUGAGAACACACCGUUAACUACACAACGAAUACACACGGAGGUGUAGACUUAUACAUAGAGACAAAGUUUGGCUAUUAAGUUUUUGUUAAAGAUACAGAUUAUAAAACUAAGAUUUGUGACCAUUACAGGAAUAUUGUGUUAAAGAAAUCUUAAUUUUUACUGUGUAAAAAAAACUUGACUUACAAAUAAGCUAGUUCUUAGAAUUAUGAUACAGGAAAUUUUAGUGAUUUUAUUUUUUCGUGCUUUACGUGACAUCUAAAGGGUUGUGAUUUUUUGCCAUUACAUAAAUAUUGCUAUUUAUAAUGAGUAUGUGCUUAUUGUAAAGCAUAGAGUCAUACAUUAUACACUGGAUAAAAAGUGCUUCUGUUUUUAGCCAUUCGCUGUGUAUUUCAACCAAAUUUAGUCAAGUCGCCAUUGUCUAAGUCAGAAAAAAAUGUACACAAAAUAUAUACUGUACCAUUUAGAACUGUCUCAUACAGAAUGAUUUCUUUAUGAAAAUAAGUGGUAUUAAAUAACAUAGGCCCUUCUCCUGCCGCAAUAGGUGCAACAGCAUCGUGGCCUCUUUAAUUGGAGUACAAGCGUACUGCAGAACUUUUCUCACGUGGAAUAAUAUUUCAGUCUGAUAUUUGGUAACUAAGGACAUCGUAAGAUCAUCAUUGGCCUAAAUUUUUCUAACAACUUCAGUAAACAUAGUAAAGUUAAGUGAAAUUAGCCAAAUCAUAAAUGGUAUUUUAUUUUUGUACAAUAAACUAAAUUUUCAGCAAGUGUUGUAUUGAGACUUAUCAAUUGAUACAGUAGUAUGAAAAAAUUCUUUUUUUGUACUUUGGGGUAUAGAAUACUGUUCAUUUUAUUGCACUUGUUAGCUUUAUCAUUACAUGUAAUAGUAUUUCAGUAAAUUUAUAGGUGCUAUUUAAAUGUUCAUGGUUAAAUUGUGAUAAAACAUUGCUUAAUGGAUGGCAUACAGAACUUCAUGUACCCCACCCACAGCUGCCCACCUUUCAUGUGUGUAAAGCGCUUAUAAUGUUAAUUUCCAGAAUUUAUUUCCUUUUUAGAGAUACUGUAGUAUUGUAUACACUCACACUUUUAACAAAAUAAGGUUGUGUUGAAAUUUUUAUGCCACUGUAUUUUAAAAAAAUAUUUUAAUUUACUUUUCAAUGAUUUAAUUGUUCCACAGUUUUUGUGCCAAAGUACUGAUUCUUACAACCAUUCCCUGUAAAAAUCAAAUUGUUCCUUUUACUAGGUAAUGUUGUAGUUGUACUGCCUAUAAUUUGACGUAUGUUACAACAUUUUUAGAAAAAUAUAAAAAGGAUAACUUUAGAAUAGUUCACUUUUAUUGUAAAAUAAAAAAAAAAUGACUGAAGGCAUACUUUUUGUUAAUUUAGCUUACUGUAUUUUGAUGGCUUUUAUAAGGAAGUAUGUGACUAAAUAUUGCAUAUUUUUGAGAUGGUCCCCCAAAAUGGAAUACUGAGGACUUAUGGCUAAUAUCUACUUACAACCAUGUAGUGAUGUUUAUAAGGUGCCAUAGACACAGGCAUGCAUAAAAUACAUGACAUAUUUCUUUUGGAAAUAAUUCUUUGUUUUAUUUUGUUUUGUGUUAAAGUAAAGUUUUAGUUACAUAAGAUACAAAAAAAACAGGAACUUAUUUCUUAACAUUUUUUGUAUAUUUAAAGGUUGUUUUUAAAACGUUUUACUUUCAUCACAGAAAAGGUACAUGGAGCACCUAGUGAAAUAAAGCAGUUAAAAACAGUAUUCUAUUUUUCUUGAAAGUUAGUUUUUCUACAGAGUUGUUUCUUGUUUGUUAAACAUAUACUUUUUCUUCCAAGUUUUUUAUUAAUUGAGGCUAAGCUACGUUGUUUUCUUGAUUUUACAUAAUUAACAUUUAGCCUGCUGGCGGCAAGUGAUUCUGCCUUUACAACCGGUGCAGACUGCACAUCCAUGCAGGCUGAUCAUGGUCUGCACUGUUCGCUAUUCAUUCAGUAAAUUUUCAGUAAACACCCCUUUGAUGAACAAGUGGUACUGCUCAAAUUAAAAGGUGGACCAGUCCAUUUAAGAAAUUUAGCAGGUUAAAGUAGUUACUUAUCCACUAUUUAUGAUUGUUACAGAAAGCUCUAUGCUACAUUUACAGCCAAAGUAUCCCAAAAUAUUUUAGCAUAUGAGAAUAUCUAAUGGCAUGAAAAUUUCCUGUAUCUUUGAAAACAGUUAACAUAGAAACUCGGCUAAACCCAUAAAGAAUUAAGAGAAAAAUCGUUUCUGUUACCCUAGCAGCCAAAAAAAGAUGUUAAGUUUUAAUUGUUAAUUCAAAGUUUUUAGGUGUUGUUUGAAUGUAGAAAUCUGAACAGAUCUCUUUAUUUACAACCAUCUGACCUCAGAGACCCAAGUGUCUUAAACUGCUAUUAAUAAAGUGCUUCCUAAAUCAAGGUAUCAAUAUGUAUUACAUUAAAAAGCCUGGUUGUAAGGAAACUACAGAACUCUGAACCAAAAUAUUGUUGUGAAUACCUCACAGUGUACAUUGGUUAAUUGCAAAGUCUGAUCUUUUUUGCAAAAGGUGAAAAAGAACUAUUUGUAGAUAUACUGUAAAAUCAUUUAAUUUCGUGGGCAUGAAAUUUCAUGGAUUUGGUCUAAACGGCUAUUUCUUGGGGAUUUGGUCUAAAUGCCUAUUUCGUGGGGAUAUGAAUUUGUGGAUUUCCAAUUUUGAACAUAAAAUGAAUUGGAAUUUUACUUGUUUGUUGGGAUUAAAUUUUGUGGAUUUACUUAACCAUGAAAUCUAUGGACAUUGGUCCCCCAUGAAUAUUAAUGAUUUCACAGUACAUGAAGACAUACUUUUAAGAACAUGACUGUGGGCUAAGUUCCUUACAACCAGAUAUUGUUCUAAAAAUGUUGUGUUAUAUUAUUUCAUAAUUACAAAUUAUACAAUUAUGGUUGUGAUUAGGUUCUACUUCUCUCAGUAAAUCAAAAACAAGUUGUUUGUCAUUAUUUCUACUUAAAUAUAAACUUUAUUGUUUUAAUUUAUCCUCUUUUUUUGUACAAAGAAGUUAGUCUUUUAAAAAACGUUUUUGCCAUUUUAGCAGAUUUUAACAAUAUAUACAUACAGUCCAACCUAUAUUAAGCAGCCAACCAAGGGUUCACCACUAUUUGCCUACUUAAGGCAAGUGGCUUCUUAAAAUAAGUUGAAUUAGAAAGUCAAUUUGGGAAGUUAAGUGUCUUGCUGGUUAAGGCAAGUGGCUGUUUAAUACAGGUGGCUGCUGUGACAAGUUUAACUGUAUUCUAUGUAAAACAGUACUGGUACUGUUUGAACAGUUUAAAAUGUCAAAUGCAUCUUUUGCAUGAGUUUCUUAACCCUUAGCCUGCUGGCGGCAAGUGAUUCUGCCUUUGCGACCAGUGAAGACCAAGAUCAGCCUGCACAUCCGUGCAGUCUGAUCAUGGUCUGCACUGUUCGCUAUUCAGUCAGUAAUUUUUCAGUGAACACCCCUUUGAAUAAUAAGUGGUAUGGCCCAAAUUGAAUGAUGGACCGGUCCAUUUUAGAUAUUUAGCAGGGUAAGGGUUAAGUAGAACUAAAAAAUGUGGCCUGUUAAUGAUAAAAGUUACUUGUAGUAUCCAGUUUUGUUUCUCUUGUGAUAAUCUUUUAAAUAAUAGAAUUGUUUUAAUCAAUGUUGUAUUUUCAAGUUGCCAUGUUUUAUUGUUUAUACAUGUAUUUUUUCUAUGUUUUAAUACUAGUACUUGGUUCUUGAUACAAGGCUAAAUUAAGACAAUGAUUUGUUUCUCUAGUCUUUAAAUAGGACAUGAGAAUUUUAUCAACAAUUAUGUAUGACCUAAAACAAUUUUUUUCUUGUUCAAAGUUAACAAAAGGCAAGGUUGUGCCAUUCAUGUUGUGAUGUCGACUAAAGCAGACAGCAUGCUUUCAAAUCAAAUGUUAAAGUUGUGUUUUGUGCUCAUUUGUAAUGUUUGUUGUGAUAUUUUUGUUUAUUAUGGUGACAUGACUUUCUAAUAAAAUAAUUUAGACUGUGAUCUAGGAACUAACGUAGGUCAGUACACAAUAUUGGUAACCAGUGUAUCCUUUUGAUGUAAUUUCAUUUUGGAAUUUUUAAAGACUUUUUUUCCAUGAAAAGUUUCAGAAAAAAAAACAAAUAAAAUGAAUCUUACAUUAUUACUGUAUUAUACUUCUAAAAGUUCUUUAUCUUUUUGUAAAUUAAUGCUUUCUUUUAAAUAAUUUCUAAUAGGGCCUUUAAUCAAUGCAUAAAAACAGUUGUUUGCAUAUUUGCCAAAUAUGCAGCUGUUUUGCUAUUAAUCUUGGUGAGUGAAGUGGGGUACAAGUUUUAAUACUUAUUUUUUUUCUGUAAUUGUCCUUAGGUUGCAUUAAGUUCUGGGUUUGAGGUUAUAAAAUCAAGUUUGGAGACCAGUCUGCAAGUACAAGCAUCUCAUUGGUUCAUUUUGAUGUCAGUUUUGAAAUUGACUAAUGAGAAGCCUGCAUUAUCAGACUGGUUCCCAAAUUUAGUUUUGUAAAUCAGUAUUGCAAUGGAUGUAUGCAUGAAUUUUGAAGUACUAUAUUUACACUGGUCAUUGUGUAACCUAAACAUUUUUUGCAAGUUCUGUUACUAUGUUUCAUUCCUGUUAAAUUAUUUUCUGGUAGUUAAGAAGUCCGUUUAGUUUAUUCAGUAGGUAGCUCACUUCACACACCUUGACCAUACACAGCGCUUUAACUACAUACAUGCAUAUGUGUAAUGAUUAUUUUUAUGAUAAAUCUUGUGUUCAGUUGCAUUUGAUCAUUUGUGUAAUAUAAUCAUCAUAUCAGAUUCCAUUGUUCUAUAUAUAGAUCUGAUGUCUAGAUUUGAUUGAACUAAUAUUAAUAUAAAUGUCAUAUUGUUUUGCAUCAAAUGUUGUUUAGUUAAAUUGAUGAUAAAAUAUUGAGAAUUUUGUAAAUUAAAAAAUUAAAUUAUGACAAA
Mercenaria mercenaria is the source of this 19248-nucleotide messenger RNA. RefSeq names its product protocadherin Fat 1-like. Gene Ontology annotation, molecular function: calcium ion binding; cadherin binding. Gene Ontology annotation, biological process: homophilic cell-cell adhesion. The record is from RefSeq and is a predicted model, not a curated record. NCBI's taxonomy places the organism in Eukaryota, Metazoa, Mollusca, Bivalvia, Venerida, Veneridae. The coding region runs from base 168 to 14354 and encodes 4728 amino acids. Gene Ontology annotation, cellular component: catenin complex; cell-cell junction; plasma membrane. The transcript has 38 exons.